Messenger RNA from Ornithodoros turicata, 5200 nucleotides. Its product is annotated as doublesex- and mab-3-related transcription factor 1-like. Gene Ontology annotation, biological process: regulation of transcription by RNA polymerase II; sex differentiation. The transcript has 3 exons. NCBI's taxonomy places the organism in Eukaryota, Metazoa, Arthropoda, Arachnida, Ixodida, Argasidae. Gene Ontology annotation, molecular function: RNA polymerase II cis-regulatory region sequence-specific DNA binding; DNA-binding transcription factor activity, RNA polymerase II-specific. The coding region runs from base 158 to 1060 and encodes 300 amino acids. The record is from RefSeq and is a predicted model, not a curated record. Gene Ontology annotation, cellular component: nucleus.
CUAGGUUCGCCGAUCGUACGAUCUCGUCUGCGUUUUCCUUCCUGUGUCUGCCUCUCCGCGGCGCCACCGCCACGACCGGUCACGUGCCGGCCGCGCCGCGGCAGCGGAAGCCUCCAGUCAGUGCCGUGUGGCUGUGUCGGUCUGGUGUGUUGCCGUAAUGUUGCGAGAGGAACGCAAUGUCGCACACGAGGAGAGCGUGGCAAACAAUAAAGCGGUGGCGACGGUGAACACUACGAACGGUGCUGUGAAGCCAACUGGGCGCAAACCGCACUGUGCUCGAUGCAAGAAUCACUUCAAAAUUGCAGCAGUUCGAGGACAUAAGAGGUUUUGUCCAUACAGGGAAUGUGUGUGUACUAAAUGUAAACUCAUCGCACAACGACAGGUAGUCAUGGCCAAGCAGGUUGCACUUCGAAGAGCUCAAGCGCUAGACGAACUGAUGGGAAGAACAGUGGUGGAGGAAGUCGACCCAGAAGAACUGAAGCAGGCCGUUGAAAACGGAACCAUGCCAAUCGCCCCAGACUGUGUCACAAAAGACGAAGACCUGCCCACUGCUUCCGUCCCUUCUUCCCCAUAUUCCCGACCGCCCUCCUCUUCCUCAUCCUCCUCUUCCCCUCCCACUUACACAGCACCUCACCCUGCGGCCUCCUUAGACCUCUUUCGGUCCCCUCCCUCAUCCCCGCUCUACCUAGGUUCAGACGCACCACCACCCCUCUUCUCUUUCCCUUACGCUAUGCAUCACGGCCUCCAUUACGAUUCUUCGGGAGCUACGAGCCAUCUUCGGGAGCCAUCUUCGAGCUAUUACGCAACUGCGCCACCGCCGCCGCCGGCUUCGUUUUCGUUGCCACCAUUUCCACGCCCUAUUCCCACCAGUGGAAUACACGCCAUCGCUGGUGGGGGAACAUCGCCGUACGACUCUGUGACACUGGCAGAGAAUUCGGUCCCGAUGGGGACAGCGGGAAGCCUGCUCUACUCGUGCGACCGAAGGACCCAGCACCAUCAGUUCGUUCAUCCUGGCAUUCAAUUGGCCAGCUACGGUCCCGCUUUCGUGUGGAGAGACUAGUGUGUGAAAUGAGAACGUGUGGAGAGACUAGUGUGUGACGUUGUCGUUCUAAAUAGAAGGAAAUAAGACUAUUUUUUCGUUAGGCUAUGACGACCUUGCUACUGUGCAUACUGCGUGGGAUCUAGUACUGUUACACAUCAAAACUGCCGUGGAAUGCAUGUGUAUUUAACGUUAGCUCGACAAAGCUUUCUGUCAAAGAGGGCUAUAACCAUACCAGAAGACUGUGGCGAGUUUAUAUUCAUUAUGCAAAACUUAUUUGACUUGGUUAAGGAAGACCCUCCAUCGCAGAUCUUUACAUGAAGAGGCGCUGACCUCUAUGAAGACAACGGUUUAGACAAUUAAUUACCCCAACGAGGGAAGAACCCACUGUUGCUAGUUGAUACGGCGUUAAACAUGCAUAAAGUGAUCUAAGAAAUCGUAUCUUGCUCAGCAGCAAGCCCUCACAUAGGUGCUAAUUUACUCCACGUCUGCGGAGAUGUGUUGAGAUACCUUUGAGACCGUCUGUCUCUGUGCGUGUUUUGUGGAAGGUACGACCCACAACUGGCAUCGAAUUCCUUUUAUGCCAUUUUUGAUGAUAUUACGCGGCCCGUUCGUUCAUUCUGUACCUAGAUCAGUGUACCAGGCGAGAGUGCACCUUAAUAGCAUGCUUGUACCAUUCCGUACCAGCCUUCAAUUCCACUAUUCCGCAUCAUUUCCUAAGAAAUGCUGAUUCGAGAACUCAAAAAGACUGUUGAAGUCGCAUUACCGCGCGGGCUGCGCUCAGUAUUCUGGGCUCGGAAAUUCUCCUUUCAAGCCCAGAAAGGACAGUUUAACCUCAUCACAACCUCUGGACUCUUCCCGUCGGAAAAUAACGACAAUCCGAGCCAUAUGUAGCGUAUGUAGGGAACUGCACUUAUCCGAUCCAUUCUUGUUCAGUGAAAUCUCGUUGAUCUGAUACACACAGCGUGUGAUGCUGCACAACGGUAAAGUUGUCGAAUGAUCACAGCAAGUGUGGAUUUACAACAAUGUCAAGAGCACAAUCAUACUGUGUGACAACGCGACAUAGAAAGAAAGAGUUUAAUGGGACAGAGAGUGUGAAGAUCCGGAAUACUUCCGCUAUUGACACUAUAGAGCGGAUUUUCGUUUGUGAGUGUGAGUUCUGACGCGAUCAUCUCGCCUGGGCUAGUUGUGUUUACGUUCGCAGGUGAACAGUAGUAGUUGUUGGAGAGUCAAAAUGAUGACCCAGUCAACCUUGUUAGGUCGACUCAUAGCUGAACAGGUAUCAAGUCUAGGCUGACACCUCUUUUAGACGCCCAACAAACUAAACGAAACCAAGUACCAAAACACAAUGAUCAAACGCAUACUUCCCGUUUACGAAACAGACAGCAGCCACUGUACGUGUUACACACUCUAGCCUACACACAUGUACGCGUUAUUUGAACGAACAUAAAACGUAUCUAGAUGUCACACGUAAUCGGCAUGCGAAGAAGGCAUGUGCAGAAAGAACAGCUACGAAAAAGUAAUCUCGUUAUGAACACCGCUUAUGUAGUAACUUCAGAAUGUGCGAGUGUUUGCCGAUAUACGUCCCGUUGACUGCGGUUAUGGUAUUAUAAUAUGUAGUGCGUGUGGCGUGUGACGUAACCCGACGUAAAACGCAUAGUUCCAGUGUCCUGUCUGUGUCGAGACACGCGUCCGUAGCAGUAGCGCAGUCGAAAAGAAAUUCAAUUGUUUAAGCCGUGUAUGUGCCCAUGUUAGUAUGUUAAACAUACAAAGCAGUGAGAGUGAUUUUAUGGAUUGUGAACUCGUGCUCCCACAGGGUAUAUUGUUGUAGUAGAUUGUGAAUUAUGCUUUCAAUCACGUUGCGUGGCGUACAGUUAGGCGGGGCUGCAGAACACCCUUGGUAGAACGCCCGUAUGCUGGACCACAUCGAUCUGUGUUGAGUAACGUGAAUCUGCGCUGAGGAGGUCGUGUUUGUCACUGCUGCCCAAAUGUCAAAUGAGGGCUUGUACCGAAAGGUGUAGGUCAGUUUGUCUCUCACGUGUGAACUUAACUUAAUCAUGGUAAAAUAGAAUUAUGGUGAUACGAUAGAUCAACACGGGAGAAAGAAACCGUACGAUGACCUCAGCACGCGAUGUUCCAUAAAGGGGCUAUCGCAUCCGAAAACGUGUGUAUGAGACCGAUAAGGUAAUGUUUGGCAUGACUUCUCGAGCUGCGUUUACAUGAAUGCGACAAAAGCGUAUUGUAUCGACUUAUCGCAACAAAUCCACUACGACAGAGUCGCGUCAACCAAUCCUCCGGUCGGUAUAGGUGCGAGGAAGGGCGAUAACUCGAUACCAUACGCUUCUGUCGCAUUCAUAGAAACUCAGCUUCAGCCUACUUGGCCAAAUUUCUCUUCCGAAUACAGCUUACAUGUUUCGUACGAGUUUCAAAGAUUCCCGCCUCUGCACCCGAGGAAGCCUCAGCGAUAGUAGCAUCAUGAUAGACCAAUGGGAGCGCAGCGUAGACGAUUGUCUCCGAUGUCGUCUGCUUAGCGUUCGCACCGCGAUAUACCAAGUGAAAAGUUAGCUGUAAGUACGCCGAUUUUCGUUUGUGAGUGUGAGUUCUGACGCGAUCAUCUCGCCUGGUACAGGGUGUUACCAUCCUGGCUGUAUGAACACGGCUUGCGCUAACCCAGAAACGACAUUCCGACAUUUCACAAGCCUAUGACAGAUUUGACGCAACCUAGAGAUGCCCUCCCGCCCGCUGUCGCCGAAGGGUGCUCCCUGACAGGACUCGUCCGUGGGACGCUUUUCUCCGAUUUCCGGAGAGAGAAUUCCUCCAUACCCUCAGCAUCCGCCAUGUGCUCUUGCCGUACGUUCCAUGAAAUUGCACAGACUCCGCUCCACUAACUCGUGUCGGACAGUCGACGUUAUUGUCGGUGAUGAACGAGGAGUAAAACAGCGCUGUAGUAUUGGAAUCGAUCGGGAGUUAUGGGAUAGUCCCUUCAAAGGGAUGGCCGCCUUCGUACCCAUCGGUUCUGAAACUAUAGCGGGAUUUUACUGUCGCUGAUCACUGACGCUGUUGCAGAACUCUCACGCGAAUUACUGCCGUAGUUUAUGUGCAUUUUGGAGAAAUACGCCGUAAGAGCAGACGCCGUAUGAGCAGACGCCGGAUGUUCAGAGCAUGGCGGAAGUCCCUCUCUGGGAAUAUGAGAAAACGUCAGAAUGACACCGACCAGUAAGGUAAGGUCUUUGACGACCCCGAGCCGCUCACUUGAGCUGUGCGCCUCAUCCCAAGCCUCGAGAGAGCCCAGCUGGCGAACUCGAGAACAAUGUCAAUCGUCUGCGCGCUGCCCUGUGAUUCGUCCUUGAAGCCUACGUCACAAUAGUGUUUCUUCCUUAGCUGCAGAUGUAAUGCUAAUUAAUGAAGGUCGUUUCUUUAAUGCCGAAGCUCUUUUCGGCAGACAAGACUGGCCAAAUAGAGUGUCGAGCGAUGUCAUACUUUGUGGUAUUCGUUUCAUACACACAUUUACACUAUUGAAACAGGGUGAAUUCAGGGUCAUGCCAAAUUUCGAAAAUGUAGCAUAAUGUCAUGUAUUAGAUUGACUCAUUACGCCUAGUACUAUCUUCUCAAUAUUAUAGCGCGUCCUUUAAGACAGCAUCCGCGGUUCUUUGUGAUGCUAAUAGCUGCAGGCGGCAGAUUGAUUUGGUUCUCCGAGCGAUGUGCGAGACACAACAUUGUAUCCCCAGUGACAGCCCAGUUGUAUAUUAGCUCUGUUUGUAUCUUUGGAACUGCACACAAUUACUGUCUGUUAACGUGUUGAUGUGUAAUACGCUAGUAGUGAGUGAUCGAAGACCUUUUGUUGAUUUACAUUGCUGUGAUACACGUGAUAUUACGGAGCUGACGUUUUACCUAUCUCCGCACUGUGUGAAGUGGCCUGUUGCGCUUGGAGAUGCCGUUGGCGACAGUCGAUGGAAACGCAUAUAUUGUGAUAUGUACAGGACAGUCUUUUACGCAUGGAUAUAUAUGACGGCGUGUUCGCUGUCAUUUUGGCUUUGGCGCUCAGCUCCAGUUACAAAGGAAUAGGUCUGUACUCUACUGUAGGGAAAUGUGUGAUAUGCAGAGCUUGUAUUUUGUCUAAUGAUUCCGAUGAGUAAUAAAGGGUGCGAGAGCAACGAUGAA